AUGGAAGGGGGAAGGGUAUGCAGAAGUUGGUGCGGGCACGCGGAGUUCGCGGUGCCCGAGCGGCCGCUGGGCGGUGGAGAUGAUCAGAUGAUCGUAGAAGUGAAGGUCAUGGGAGAAGUCAGGGCUGGAAGCCGAGGCUCUGCAGGCAAGGAAGGGCGCACCGGUUUGAAAAGGUCCAUCGGCUGCGGGCACAACUUCUGCCGCGGGUGUGUGACCCAGCUGUGGGGCAAGGACGACGAGGACCAGGCGGUGGGGGCCACGGGCGGAUGGGACCACUCCAUUCGGGAGGUUUUGUACCAGCAGAUCGUGGGCGAGUUGUUCCAGGGCCCGGAGGAGGGACCCUGGGUCGCAGGCGGUGGCAUCAGGAAUUGGGACGACGCGUGGGUCCCGGAAGAGGGGGACUAUUACCGAAUUGACAUCUACGGGGAAGAGGCGGGCGAGCACGGCGUCUGCUCCGAGCACCAGCAAGCCCUGAAGCUCUUCUGCGAGGUGGACGAGGAGGCCAUCUGCGUGGUGUGCCGGGAGUCCCGGAGCCACGAGCAGCACAGCGUGGUGCCGCUGGAGGAGGUGGAGCAGGACUACAAGGUGAGCGGCCUACAUUAAGGGGAUAUGGGAGUUUGGACAGGAGUUGGCAGGGAUGGGUACUUGUUUAGUCUUUUUUUAUUAGAGAUUUGGGGGCGGGGGGGGGAGGGUUACAGAGGAGAAAGAUGAACACACAAGGACAAAGGCUGAGGCUGUCCUCCCCAGAGGAAGCUGAGCAAAGACCGAAGCUGACCAUUGUCAGUCAGCCUAGGCAGAGGGACAGAGGUAACAGAUCCCUGGUAUUAAUUUCCGUCUGACCUGAGUUCUGAGUUUAUCCCUAACCAAGACAACAGAACUCUGAACACAUAGAAAUGGAAAGCUGAGGUCCUUGACUUCUCAGCACAAGCAGAAUCAGAACGUAACUGGGCUACUGCGGGCAG
Molecule: messenger RNA, 962 nt
Organism: Myotis davidii
Lineage: Eukaryota; Metazoa; Chordata; Mammalia; Chiroptera; Vespertilionidae
Product: tripartite motif-containing protein 52
Exons: 3
Coding region: 1-603 (200 amino acids)
Molecular function (GO): zinc ion binding
Source: RefSeq, a predicted model, not a curated record